Stylophora pistillata is the source of this 8063-nucleotide messenger RNA. RefSeq lists its product as uncharacterized. The record is from RefSeq and is a predicted model, not a curated record. Lineage: Eukaryota; Metazoa; Cnidaria; Anthozoa; Scleractinia; Pocilloporidae. Gene Ontology annotation, molecular function: protein binding.
UAUUAUAACAGAGGCAUUCUUUAGUGAAACGUAUAUGUUAUAUGUAAUUAGUCCGCAUACAGAUAAGUCAAUGAGCAAAGGAGGUAGAAAGGAAUCGAAAUAAGAAUAGGAAACAGACAAUAAAGAUUGGAAGGCCUUUUUUUCUGACUGGCCCAUUCUGACUGUUUUCUUAUGACACUAGAGCCUGAUUAAGCAAAGAAGUAUUUCAAGGUAAGUUAUUUUAUUUAAAACGUCAGAUCGAGAACUUACAUGCGAUCCUGUCCUUGCAAGAAUUUUUGGUGUCAAAAGAGUAAUAAAUAAAAGGGCUCUGUACCCCCACACCCUCUCCCUGGAUUCGCCACUGGGCCUUGAAAAUCAGCCUUUUCCAGCAAUAACGUGUCUGAUAUUACGUUUUUAGUGGAUGGAAAAUACACUGAGUGGUCUGAAUUUAGUCCAUGUACGGUCUCAUGUGGACUGGGUGUGAAAACAAGGAAUAGAUUUUUCCUUCUCCUAUUGAACUAGCAAUAUAACUAGAUUAAGAGAUACUGUCGCGUUUUAAUUUCAUUUUAUUAAGUUCCUAGUAUGUGUUUUAAAGCGAUCUUCAGAUUUAAUGCAGUUUCAAAUGAAUUCGUAGGUAUCCUCACUUCUAACGAGGCUGGAGAUGAAUUUUGUGGACAACUUGUGGUUAAAUAAACCUUUUCAUACUCCCAACUAAAGCAUUCACUCCGCACGAAAAAUUUUUGAAGAGAGAUUCUAAAUUGUGUGAUGGCAUACUUGAUAAACAAAAAAAAUUUUUUCCUCAAGUAUUUUACUUUGCGUCCUCGUCCAAUAAUACAACAGCGCGUUGAUUUUACACUCUAAUCACUCUAAGUCCCCUUGGCACUCAUUGACAAAAAGAAAGGCUUACAGUAUUACCGAACGGCGCUGUAAUUAUGCACCAAUUAUCAAUUAUUAACAACAUGUUUCCUUGUUACUUUAAAUACAGCCCCCGAGUUCAAUGAAACCAUUAUAUAACGAAUGGAAGACCUUGGCUUGAAGACCUUGGAGUAGCGCCUGAUUGUCAUGAAAAACUCUACAGACAGUCAUCUACAACAAAUGCAACAUGGAUUGAUCAAAGGCUUAUGGCUAAAGUUAGGUGAAAUCCAUUCCGGGCUCGCAAUUCCUCGAUGAAGAUGGUUUUGGGAAAGGCUUGUAACCUCGUAACUAUUAUAACACUGACCCAGUGCGUUCACCUUGUAAAGGGGCUUACUGUAGCUGGUGAUGACCCCUGGUAUCAGAAGGCGAGCUAUUAUUGGCCGUUCAACACGCUCAAAGAUCCUGGAAUUUUAGACCAAAGAGGUACCACAAGUGUACAGGCCUACAGCAAGAACGGACUUCAACUGGAUGGAUUUCUAGGAAGCUGGGCUGACUUAGGAAAUUUCUCUUAUCACUGUAUAAGUAAUCCAGAAGCUUGUAAAACAGGGUUUACGGCAACUUUUUGGCUUCGAGUUGACGAUCGUCAGAGCAAACGAUUUGUCAUGCAGAUAGGUUCUGCCACGCAAGCUGUUGGAACAACGAUGCAAGUCGACGGUGAUUUUUUUGGUGUUUAUGUAAAUGGUCGUGUAACCCAGCGACACGUACAAGUAAACUGGACUUACGCGAGCUGGGUUUUCGUGGCUCUUUCGUGGAACAAAACAGAGAACAAAAUUAAUGUUUUUCUCAACUGUAGUAGCGUGCCGUACGAGAAAUAUAACGUUGGGAAAAAUUUUAAGUUUUCGUCGGUUCCGCCAAAUCAUAUGCUAAUCCUGGGUGCGAGCAAUGCUCGGUUAAAUAGCAUCAAGAUGACCAUAGACGAACUAGCUAUCUGGAAUGAUGUUCUAUCAAAACAGGAUGUUUGUUAUAUCAUGGAGUCCAAGGCAGUGGAUGGAAAAUACACUGAGUGGUCUGAAUUUAGUCCAUGUACGGUCUCAUGUGGACUGGGUGUGAAAACAAGGAAUAGAACUUGCACGAACCCUCCGCCAAAACACGGAGGCAGCUCCUGUGAAGGUUCUUCAAUCGAUGUGGAAGAUUGCUUUCUCAGAGACUGUCCUAUCCAUGGUAACUACUCUGCAUGGUCGGAAUUCAGCUCUUGCACACUCACAUGCGGAGACGGUAAACAAUACAGAACUAGAACUUGCACCCGUCCCAGUCCUCAAUACGGUGGAUUCAACUGUUCAACGUUAGGUCCUGAGCUAGAGGAAGUGGAUUGUAAUGAAAAUCCUUGUCCAAUUGAUGGCCGUUACAGUGGAUGGUCAGAUUAUAGUGAAUGUUCUACAAGCUGCGGCACAGGAACAAAGACUAGGACGAGAACAUGCACUGAGCCAGCUCCUCAGUAUGGAGGUAGAGACUGCACAAUAUUUGGGCCCGCGAAUGAACAGCUAUCCUGCUUUAUUAAGGUGUGUCCUAUUGAUGGUAACUAUAGCAACUGGAGUGCAUUCAGUCUUUGUACAAAAACUUGCGGUGUAGGAAAACAAACACGAACGAGAAAAUGUGAUAAUCCUGUCCCUGUUGGUGAUGGCAGAAAUUGUUCUCACCUUGGACCAGCAAUGGAAAACCAGCGGUGUAACACUGAGGCGUGUCCAGUCAACGGAGGUUACUCGAACUGGUCUGAUUUCAGCCCAUGUACAAAAUCUUGUGCAGGUGGAACGCAUUUUCGGACACGCAACUGCACAAAUCCGAGACCCGAAGCAGGUGGACUGGAUUGUACUCGUCUGGGACCUCCAAGGGAGGUGGAGCAUUGUAACACAAAACCCUGCCCUGUAGAUGGAGGUUACGGAAAUUGGUCGAACUUCUCAUCAUGUUCUCGAUCUUGUGGUGGAGGCGAGAGCGUCAGGUCACGGCAAUGCAACAACCCUGCACCAAAACACGAGGGAAAGGAUUGCUCGAUCUUCGGACCAUCAAGAGAGAGUCGUGCUUGCAACGCAAAUUUGUGUCCUGAUAUCAGUUUUGUUGCGCCCGUCAGUUUUCCAGACGAAACGUUUACUCCGGAACUAUUGGAUCCAAAAAGUGUGAUCAGAGGAGCGCUUACAAACAAGAUCAGGUACAAUUUACUGCAUAUUUACGACGAAGAUUCUGCUCUGGACUCACUUGAUGUCAAAUGGUGUGGAGCUGCUGAGAGCUCGGGGAAAGGGGCUGUUGUACAAUGCGUUCUACAGUUUAAUUUCAGGGCUGCUCGGUACAGCGGAAUAAUUGCAUUACAAGAAGCUCUGAUAGUAAAGAAGAUGCUGCAUACAAUGGAAGCUAAAGCGGAAUACAUCUCCAGCGGUGACGUUCCUAGUUACGCGCCUGAAAACGUCACAGCUCGAAACACAAGCUCUCGAAGCAUCAUGGUCACAUGGAACAAAAUUCGACCCCACACUGUUGUUGGCGGGAAUAUCCUUGGCUAUCGUCUUGUUUACACUGCGCAUGAUGACGCUUCUUCGCGGAAUCGUGUGAUAUCUGGAGAGGAAAACACAGAAUCAGAGCUGAGGAACUUAAAGAUCUACACCUUGUAUUGUGUGCGUGUCAUGGGAUACAACAGGAGAGGGGAUGGAAUAGCUUCAUUCCCAGUGUGCGCUUACACAGAUAAGGAUGUUCCAGAUGGUGCACCUGCAAUUGUGAGCGCCCGAAACCUGAGCUCCACGGAGCUUUUCGUUGAAUGGGAACGGCUGCCAGAGAAGUACCUUCAUGGAGUCUUGCUUGGCUACCAGAUGAAUCUCACAAGGGUAGGAACGAAAGUAACAGAAGUGAUAAAAAUCCUGCCCAGUGUCACAAGCCAUCGAUUUUCUGGACUAGUGAUAUAUAAUUGCUACGUAAUCAGCAUAGCAGCUAUCAAUGAGAUAGGAGUGGGUGUCUUCAGCCAAGAUCUUAUUGCAUGGACAGACGAGGGUGUUCCCAGCAGGGCUCCAAAUAUUUCACAGAUAUACUAUACCAGUUCUACGAGCAUUCGAGUGCACUGGGACCCUCUUCCCCAACGGUAUGUACACGGCCGGUUGCUAGGAUACCGAGUAGAAUAUCGUCGUGUGGAACCAGGCUUUCUUAACAUCUGGAAAACAGAGGUUGUUGGUGCAAACAUCCACCACGUCCCCAUCUACGGUCUUAAGAAAUAUGGAGCGUAUGUUUUCCAGGUUGGGGCGUUCACCAGGAGAGGAGAGGGAUUGCUGUCUAAAGGUUACAUGAUCAGGACGGACGAGGAUGUGCCUUCUAAACCUCCGCAGAAUUUUACUGUUGCCAAGGACAACUCCACUUCAACAAGCUUAUUCAUCCAUUGGCGACCUGUGCCUGUAAAUCAUCAAAACGGCGUUAUCCUUGGCUAUAGAAUUCUGUAUAAGAAAUCGCGGUCAAGUCAAGAAAUGCUAAGAACAAGGAACGUGUCAGCUGAGUCAACCACAGUGGAGCUAAAGAACCUGUCCAAGUACACAGAAUACGAUGUCACCAUCUUAGCUUACACUUCGAAGGGGAACGGCGUCAGAGCAAAGUUUUUCACUGUUUCCACAAGAGAAGACCGGCCAAGCAGACCACCAACAUUAACCAAUGUUUUCAACACGAGUUCUACGAAAAUUAAAGUGAAUUGGAAUCCAAUAGCACGCGGCUAUGUCCAUGGAGUGCUAUCCGGGUAUGUAGUUUUAUAUCGUGCCAUGAACGAGUCCCAGGACUUGUACAAGGAUCACGAAGUGGGACCGAACAGCACCGGCGUGGAGCUGAUAGGACUGUGGAAAUACACCUACUACGGCAUCAGAGUCUUAGGUUUUACUAGAAUGGGCUGGGGUGUCAUAAGCCCUGAAGUUGUCGUGCAGACCGAUGAGGAUGCUCCAGGAAGGCCUCCAGAAAAUAUUCAAGCCAUAAGCAAAUUCACUCCCACGACGAUCCCAGUAUCAUGGAAACCGAUUGGGAAUCCUUAUUAUGUUCAUGGCAUACUGUUGGGUUAUACAGUGACUUAUCGAGGGCUCAGGAACCCUGAUACAGAGCUAGGCGAGCAGGAGAAAAACAUCACAGUUGGACCAAAAAUUUUUGCUCUUGAGCUUCGCAAUUUGGAAUCUUUUACAAUUUACAGCAUCGAGGUUCGAGCGUUUACCAGAAAAGGCAACGGCACACCUUCCUCGGUUAUUUUUGCGGAAACCUGUAACUGCUACAGGAAGCUUCACACAAACUAUUGGCUGAACCCUCCAUAUAUGGCGGAAGGUGCGAUCGGCAACGCUAGUGGUAUUUUCCCGCCAAUACUGCAUCUUGUCGUUCGCAGCUGUUGUGGUGAAUGUAAACAACAUGGCUACACAGAAAUUGACUUUCGUUACUCGGGGCGCAACUUUUCAGCUAAGAAAAGUUCCGAGAAAAAAGUGAGAGAAGCAAUAGAUGACCCGAACGAGUUAAGCUUUCCCGUUUACGGACGAAUGGAGCAAUCGGAUUAUUCUAAUGAGUAUGGUUUUGCGCCUUUGGUGCAGUCCGCUGGAGUGUCGUUCAUAGUAGCUGGAGACGAACCUGGAGCUGCGGCCAAAAUGGUGGUCAAAGCUGUGUUUAACUUGUGGCCUUUGAUCGUGACUGUGUUCAUUUCAGCUUUCUUCUCUGGAAUUGUCAUGUGGCUUAUGGAUUUCUUUUUUAAUGCACAAGAAUUUCCUUCCUCCCUUAUAAGAGGACCAAUUGAAGGAAUGUGGUGGGCCUUUGUCACCAUGACAACUCUUGGGUAUGGAGAUCGUGUGCCCCGUGCUAUACACUCUAAGUUCUUUGGAAUCGUGUGGAUCACGUGUGGCCUAGUCAUCAUCGCGCUGGUGAUGUCGUUCAUCACCACGUCGUUGACAAUGGAUGUCAUCAAAUCGGAUAUCGCCGUGUAUGGAUCAAAGGUUUCCGCCAUUGAUGAUUCCCCGGAAUUUCGUCUUGGAAUUCGACUGAAUGCUCGCAUGCAUGGAGUAUCGACUCUUGAGGACCUAUACCAGUCCUUGAAAGACAGACGUGUAGAUGGCGCCCUCAUAGAUUCAUACACUCUAGGAAGUCGAAAGGAGUUGUUCAGUGAUGGAGUUCUUCGUAUGACCAAGAUUAUCUCUUUUUCCUCAGCAUAUGGAGUCGUAAUGGCUGGAUAUGCUAGAAAGUUGCAAAAAUGCUUUCGUGACUUUCUAAAAGAGGAGAGAGCGUCCGUAUUUCAAAUUAUCACCAAUAACGUUCAAGGCGUCACGGGACUACAGAAAGACACUACGGCCGAGAAGACAGAUAGUUUGUUUGAUGCAGAGUCUGUGGUGUACAUCCAGACGAUUACGUGGUGUGGAGGUGCACUUGGUGUGUUGACAGUUAUCUUCCUGUUGUAUGAGAGAGCCACCAGGAAGAAUCGUAGUCCAUCUCCAAAGAGACUCGAACAUCGUGACUACUUGGAAUCUUUAAAUAAACAAAAACCAAUGUACAAAUAUAACAACAGCAAAGAAACAAUGAAAACGAUUCUCACUGACUUCCACAAAAACUGUCGUCUCAGGCUGGAAAAUCUCAAAGCAAAACAUCGGCAGGAGUUGCGUCUUUUGACGCGAUUAAAGCAAGAGCAAGCCGAUAAAGGAAGAACUGAAGCCUUGAAUGGGAAUGUUAAUAAGAGUUACUCUGCGAUUCCCUUCCGAAGGAGCAUUGUACGGCACCAUCACAACGGUGUGGUUCCAUGAUUGAAUGUGCUGAGUAUUAAAGUACAGCCGAUAUGAUGAAACUGAUUCUCUCUGAGGGCAUUAUAGCUCCUCAAAUUAUCAUGGACUUGCGUUGCCUGAAGGUUCUCAUAAAAUGUUUCCAUGGUGACCGUGUCUUUUGACACCAGCAUUUAUGUGCGAGUUCCACGUUUUUACCGAAAUUACCUGUGUCUUAACAUCUAAGUGAUAUGAUGCAACUGAUUCUCCCUUAAGGCAAUAUGGUUCCUCAAACAAUUGUGGACUUGUAUUGCCAGAAGGCUCUCCUGAAAUGUUUCCAUGGUGACCGCGUCUUUUAACACCAGCAUUUAUGUGCCAGUCCCACCUUGUUGCAGAAAUUACUUCAUCAAAUGUUUAAGGAUGAAAUAAAAUGGAAGGGGAGAUUGGAAGUUGCAACAGUGGUCUUACGUAAAUAGGAUAGAGUUAGUAUAGCUGCAUUUCACAGGUUAACAGAAAUACGUGAUUUAGGCCAAUGAUUUUAAUUUGUAUGCAUGUCUUAAUAAAUAGGUUUCAUCGUUCCUGAAAAUACAAGCGAAGAAUAGCGAAUAUAUCGGCAAUUUAGCAACAAAUUCCCAGAAAGAGAUUAUAACUGAGAUGUUAAUAAUCUUUUGCUUCCCAGUUAUACCUUGUUAUGGCUUUUUGACUCGAUCAGAGAAUGCAACUACUCUUUGUGUCUUAAGAUUUAAAAUGAGUAUUUUGGUGAUAUAACUGAAAGUAUCUCUGGAAAGUGCUCAAUUUACCUUGAUACGUGAAAUUCUUUCUGAUUGACGCAUUCUAGAACUGAAUGCCGUUUAUUCCCGAAAUGUAGUGUUCCUGAUAUAGAACAUCCGUGAAAAAUGUCAAAUGUCUGCUGAGUGCAGAUUAUUUUUAAAAACAGCAAAUUUAUUUCAAUUUGUUAAUAACGUAACUAAAAAUCAUUUAACCAAAUAAAAGAACUGCUAGACGGAAAUUCCGCCCACUCUUUUUGCUUAUUGAGAAUUUUCAGCUUGAAUACCUUUUCCGAUUUGUUUAUUAAAAAUUAGAUCGCGACCUCGUGACAGUCGAUGAGGGCGUAGUCAGACUCCAGUGCCGUGUAAAGCACGCAAAAGAAUCGUGGGCGACUAAUCCAGUUGUUUUAGAUUACAACUGCUAGUCCUUCAAAGAUGAACAACAAUGCAAUCUUAUGUUUUAUUCCAUUUUGUCUACAGCUACGCGCUGUUAGGCCAUUAAAUUUAGCCACUAUCAAUCACGGAAUAGAUAGCGAGUAGCGUAGCCAAUCGGAGUGCAACAUUUCUGAUAGAGCGGUAGCAGAGUUAAACUGAACUAAAAUGAUGUAGAACCGAAAAAAAAAAAUGUGUCGCAUGUGCUUUGGGGUCUGUGUUUCGAAAGUCCAAGUGGUUCCGGUCCCAUUCAAAAAGUGUUUCCAAUUUGUAGUUUUUACAUUCAACGUUGAUAUAUUGG